AGAUAACUAAUUUUUCCGAUCAAUAGUCAAUCAUCUCCCUCCACACACAAAACACAAGCUUUUCCAUAAUUAUAGAAAUAAUUCUGCAAAGAAAUUAGUUUCGUUUCAAUGGCGAAAAAAGCAGUGUUGAUAGGAAUCAACUAUCCAGGCACAAACGGGGAGCUAAAAGGCUGCAUAAACGACGUGAAGAGAAUGCACAAUUGCCUCAUCCAACGCUACGGAUUCUCCGAUCAGGACAUAAAGGUGUUGAUAGACACCGAUGAUUCUUACGAUCAGCCCACGGGGAAGAACAUCAGACGUGCUUUGAAUGAUCUCGUGUGUUCGGCUGAGUCUGGGGAUUUUCUGUUUGUGCACUACAGUGGGCAUGGCACCAGGCUUCCUGCUGAGGAUGAUGAUGAAACCGGCUACGAUGAAUGCAUUGUGCCCAUGGAUAUGAAUCUCAUCACUGAUGAUGAUUUCAGAGAGUUGGUGGAUGAAGUCCCAGAAGGUUGUCGCAUAACAAUCGUAUCGGAUUCAUGCCACAGUGGGGGAUUGAUCGAAGAGGCGAAAGAGCAAAUCGGUGAGAGCACAAAGCACCAUGAUUCCGAUUCAGAGUCAGGUUCUGGGUUCAAUAUCUUCUUCAACCAAACAGUUGAGGGUCGUGGAAUACAUGACGAGAGUAUCUACGUGAAAAGCCGACAUCUCCCCCUCUCAACUCUAAUCGAAAUGCUCAAGCAGAAAACCGGCAAAGACGACAUCGAUAUCGGGAAAGUAAGGCCGACCCUUUUCGAUGCAUUCGGAGAAGACGCAAGCCCCAAAGUGAAGAAGUUCAUGAAGGUCGUUAUAACCAAACUACAGGAUGAAGACGAAGGGUUCAUGGGGACUCUUGGGAGUCUGGUGCUACAGUUUCUUAAACAGAAGCUUGUUGAAGACGAAGGGUACGGAAAAUGGGCGCUCGAGACCGAACAUAGAGAAGCAACUGUGUACCCUCUUCCAGACAACGGAAUUCUUAUCAGUGGUUGCCAGACACACCAAACAUCGGCGGAUGCUUGCCCGCCGGGAAAUCCGAAUCUAGCAUAUGGUGCAUUAAGCGAUGCCAUUCAAACAAUACUUGCAGAGUCGGAUGGCUCAGUUACUAAUCGAGAACUUGUUUUGAAGGCCAGGCAAAUGCUUAAAAAAAAGGGUUACACUCAGAGCCCUGGCCUUUACUGCAGCGACUAUCUUGUUGAUACUCCAUUUAUCUGCGAUUAAAUGAU
Hibiscus syriacus is the source of this 1235-nucleotide messenger RNA. RefSeq names its product metacaspase-4-like. The coding region runs from base 109 to 1230 and encodes 373 amino acids. Gene Ontology annotation, molecular function: cysteine-type endopeptidase activity. The transcript has 2 exons. Gene Ontology annotation, biological process: proteolysis. The record is from RefSeq and is a predicted model, not a curated record. NCBI's taxonomy places the organism in Eukaryota, Viridiplantae, Streptophyta, Magnoliopsida, Malvales, Malvaceae.